AUGGACCACAUAAUAGUUGAUUGUGGAUUUAUAUUACUCAUGGAAAACAGGAAACAUCCAAAUGAAACAUCAUGCUCCAUUCGUGAUUUUGAUCAGCAUGCUACCUGCAUUGUUGGGAAAUUUGAGGCGCUGUACCAGUGCUACGGCGUUAAGCAUAUGCCUUGUAUUUGUCUUCAACAGGGCAAACAAAAAUAUUGUAUUGGCUACAACAAAGCAUGUGGACACUUGGCUUUCUUUGAAGGAUUAACUGCUUCUGGCACCUGGUGGGUAAGGGCUGUUGAUGAAUAUCUCAAAAUUCUACACUCUAGCCAAUAUAUGCAUGUACAGAAGAUGGUGAGUAGUUGCCCACAGUUUUCGUUGGACUUUUCAAUAGAUCAUCAAGGUCCCUACGUAAACGUUGCAGAAGAUGGAAUGGUAGCCGCCGUGGGAAAUGAACAGGCGAUGGACAGUAAGAUAGGAGAUGUACUUGAACCGCAAAAGAUCCAUUGCAGAGUAACUAACGAAAUGGUUUCUGGAGAACAAGAUGAAGAGAUGAUUCAGGCAGAAUCACACUUGUUUGCAGAAAUCCCACAAUCAUCCGAACAAGUUACUAGCAUGCAGGAUGCAAAGCCUCUCGAUGUAACUACCACUGUUGGAAGAUGCUUAGAUCAGCCAUCCCAACAGACUAAGUGGUCGUUGUGGUUGCUUGUUUAUGUUUCCAUCGUCACAAGUUGGCCAUUGGUUGGUUCUGCACUUAAAAUUGUCUUGCAAGGGAAGCUCAGAAAUUUGUUUUGGUGA
Pyrus x bretschneideri (Chinese white pear) is the source of this 777-nucleotide messenger RNA. RefSeq lists its product as uncharacterized. Bases 1 to 777 code for a protein of 258 amino acids. The record is from RefSeq and is a predicted model, not a curated record. The transcript is spliced from 5 exons. Lineage: Eukaryota; Viridiplantae; Streptophyta; Magnoliopsida; Rosales; Rosaceae.